This is a messenger RNA of Dentiscutata erythropus, 202 nucleotides long. NCBI's taxonomy places the organism in Eukaryota, Fungi, Glomeromycota, Glomeromycetes, Diversisporales, Gigasporaceae. The record is from the annotation of a GenBank genome assembly.
UAGAGUUAUCCAUGCAAAUCAAGUAAUUAGAUGCUAUAAAAAUCGCGGUCCAGUUUUCGGCAAUUAUUUCUUCAUGGUCAAUGAUAGUAAAGUAUGGUCUUAUCGUCAUGAUGAUUCAUGUUAUGAAAAGCGGCUUAGGAGUGAUAGUAUCUAUAGUCUUCUAAUUGAUGAAUUUGAAGUAUUUCAAGUCUUGAAAAAUUGA